CUAAGUAUUUCGAAAUGAAUGUUUAUAUUUGUAUGAGAAUGAGUACCUUCUCCGCUACCUCAAGCCCAUGAGAUCUAAUCUAAUCAACCGACAGCGAAGAUAUAUCGACCUAAGAUUUCAUCUCUCUCGCUUCCUUAUCUGCCAAACGGCUAAGCCCCUCAAGAGAGGUGACCGAGGCAAAAUCGGAGCAACCGGCGAAUUCAAAUGGUGGAAAAACUCGAAGCCAUGGGAGAACCAGCGAAAGGGAGGGUGGCCUCACUCUCAUCAGUCUUUCAUGAGGAUGAAGCUAGGAAAGCUACUCAAGCUGCAGCACGUGCAAGAUGCCAUAGCCGAGAGGCGGAAGUAGAUGGACCAGCUACAUUGGUGGUCCAAAGGGUGUGCAGAAUGGCCAACCGCACAGGGCCUCUAAAAUUUUAGGGUCCCAUAUUUUAAAAUGUGUUAAUAAUUUUAAAGCAUAAGUAUUCUAAAAAAUAAAAUAGGGCCCCUAAUGUAAAUUUUGGACCAGGCCAAUUUUAUUUUUUCAUUUUUCAAGGCCGGCCCUGACCAGCUGAACGACUUCAUUCCUGACAAAAAAAGAGCCUAAGUACAUAUUUUCCUGCAGGUGAAAAAAGAAAGGAAUUGGUUUGCAUGAGCAAUGCUCUAUAUGAGUUCGACGAAAUGCCUCAACAAGAUGUAAAGCCCAGGUGUUAGGACGAAGCAAUCAAACAACUUCACCUUUUGGAGAGGGAAUUUCAAGUGUCAUCUGAUAAACUCAAUAAGAUUACGACUUUGUAUGAGAAACAAGUUCGAGAGGAGGAUAAUUUAACAAAGAGACCUUGAUAAAACAUUUGUAGUAAAGGGAGUCAACUUGA
Cuscuta campestris is the source of this 851-nucleotide messenger RNA. Lineage: Eukaryota; Viridiplantae; Streptophyta; Magnoliopsida; Solanales; Convolvulaceae. The record is from the annotation of a GenBank genome assembly.